Molecule: messenger RNA, 312 nt
Organism: Strongylus vulgaris
Lineage: Eukaryota; Metazoa; Nematoda; Chromadorea; Rhabditida; Strongylidae
Source: the annotation of a GenBank genome assembly
AUGUUCGCGGCAUUUAUGGCAAUGAUAGUGAUGCUCCUGUGGAGUGAAAGUGAGUGCAAAAUUUUUAGAGGCCAAAUAGUAGGACCACGAAAAGUUAUCUCGAAGGAGAUCUGGUCUGGUGAGCCAACGAUUCUUAAAAGGGAACUGAAUCUACUGGACAUGUUACGAACACCGCUGAUGCUCAGCUUCAACAGAAAUAUCGCUUUCAUACCGCAGGGAGAAAGACGAGAGAAAAACUACAUGCGUCGCUUACUCGAACUGCGAGGGCUACGGUCAGUUAAACGACUUCGAAACAGGGAACAGAAUCAGUAA